Messenger RNA from Colletes gigas, 1648 nucleotides. Its product is annotated as reticulon-4-interacting protein 1 homolog, mitochondrial. Gene Ontology annotation, cellular component: mitochondrion. The coding region runs from base 314 to 1522 and encodes 402 amino acids. Gene Ontology annotation, molecular function: oxidoreductase activity. Lineage: Eukaryota; Metazoa; Arthropoda; Insecta; Hymenoptera; Colletidae. The record is from RefSeq and is a predicted model, not a curated record. The transcript is spliced from 7 exons.
CACAACUCGUAAACGCAACGCAUUCGAAUUUUCUGAUAAACAAAUUCUUUUAUGCUAGACUAUCAAAUUGAUAUUAUGUAUGCGUGGUUAUAAUGGUUUCCGGUAUGCGUAGAUCGGUACGACAGUAGAAAAAAAGACAACGUUCAGAGCGUAUAUUAAAUUAUAUGUUUACGCGUCUAGAUAGGAAUUCAUGUUGACUAGAUUGAGAAACAUUAUUCUCAAUAUCUCUGUAAAUUAAAUCACACCCGAAAGCAACCGCCGAGCUACUUCGACAUAACCUACGUUUUAAAUUUCUUCUUCGGCGUUCAGUUAAAUGUCAUUAUUCGAAACAAUGCUGAACAGAAUCCGAGUAAAUUUCAAGUCAACGUUUGGAAAUAUUCAGUCGCGUUCUAUUAGUAAGCCAUCUGUUAAAUGUAAGGUGAACGUUGAAGAUAAAAUGCAAGCUUGGCAAAUACACUCGUACGGAGGUCUGGAGGAAUUGAAGCUUUCAAACAUCAGAAUUCCGGUGAUCGGUAGACCGACGGACGUCUUGAUAAAAGUCCAAGCAUCUAGCGUAAAUCCAAUAGACAUUGCCAUGACAAGAGGAUAUGGAGCAGCAGUUCUAAAUUUUAUGCGGAAAACAAAGGGUCUCACCGGUGGUGGACAGCAUAAUGAAUUAGAGCUUCCGUUAACUUUAGGCAGAGACUUUUCCGGUCUAAUAGUCUCAAAGGGGCAUGGCGUCGGCAAUAGGUUAAAAUUAGGCGACCAAGUAUGGGGCGUAGUUCCAGUGGAACAACAGGGUUGUCAUGCUGGUUACGUAGCAGUCGAUAAUAAUUUGGUCGCGCUACAUCCUAAAAAUUUAUCGUGCGUAGAGGCAGCUAGUAUAUUGUACGCCGGGCUUACAGCAUGGUCCGCUUUAUGGAUUACCGGUGGAUUAUGUUAUAAGAGUACAAUGGCGACGAGAAGAAAUAAUAGAAUUUUAGUAUUAGGUGGUUCCGGCGGUGUAGGAACGUUGGCGAUACAACUUGCAAAGGCUUGGAACAUGCACGUUAUUACCACUUGUAGUAGCGACGCUGUAAAUCUCGUGGAAAAAUUAGGAGCAGACGUUGUAAUCGAUUAUAAACUGGACGACGCUGAUUCGAAAGUGAUUACAGAGGGGCCAUACAACAUAAUUUUGGAUUGUGCUAAUCAGGGGCCGCAUCAGAUACGAUCAAAGGGUUACCCACAUUGUACUUAUAUAACUUUAAAUUCUCCGCUGCUAAAAAAUAUCGAUCGACACGGAUUAAUUGCCGGAACCAUGAAAAAUAUAGGAGAGUUGGUGAAAUAUAACAUCCCAACUAUGGAGAAUAAAAGCUUCGUGAAAUGGGGAUUUUUUACACCUUCGCAAGCAGGAAUCGUGGCUCUUCAACAAUUUGUUGAAACUGGAGAGGUUGUCCCAGUAGUAAAAAAAGUAUAUCGGUUCCAAGAAUUACCAUUAGCAUACGAUAGAGUGGCUCAAGGUCACUUACGGGGUAAAUUGGUCGUCGACAUGAGAUCGUAUUAAUAAAAACGAAAAAUGUUAACCAAGAAAAGAAGAGCGUUUAGAGAAGAAUUUAUAUUUAUUCCAUCAGAACGACACGGGGUAUAUGCUUAAACUUUUACAGGAAUUAAUUAUACUUUUUGUUAAAUA